Messenger RNA from Aplysia californica (California sea hare), 1848 nucleotides. RefSeq lists its product as uncharacterized. Bases 295 to 1806 code for a protein of 503 amino acids. The transcript is spliced from 4 exons. The record is from RefSeq and is a predicted model, not a curated record. Lineage: Eukaryota; Metazoa; Mollusca; Gastropoda; Aplysiida; Aplysiidae.
GCAACAUAUGUGUCUAAAAAUAAAUGUGUGGGAUUUCCCGCUUGGCUUUGCGUUCAGUGUUCACAUAGCCAAGUCAGUUGUGUUGCUUGAGGAAAGUCAGGAAAAUGAAGUGCCACAUUGACACACCGGUCAUAAUUUGAUGCAGGGAGUUAGACAUAUUUGAACCGUAACAACACGUGGAUAUAUAGAAGUAGUAGGACGUGUCUUGCAGUGGCACCUGUAUACAAUAUAACCACCCUCGAUCUCCACUGAUUUUGAGCAAGACUUCUACAACUACAAGUUGUGUUUGCCACGAUGUCGGAUGCAGCUAGAUCUGGGUCUGCGUCUGAGCAGGAAGACCCCCCAAACGAAGGAAUGAUGGAUCAAGAAAGCUGGGCUGAGUUCGCUGAGAUGGCAAGGGAAACUCAAGGCGCAGCAUGCGAAAUGGAUUUGGCCCUCGAAGGGGCCCAGGGAGAAGGAUUUGACCAACUGCUCCUCAAGAAGUGCAAGAAAUACCCAGGCCACCACGACUUCAUUCCUCUGCAUGACCUAGAUUUGCAGCGCCUUCCUGAGGGGUAUAGACGCCCAGACAUUCUGGAGUACGUCAAGUGUUUAGCCAAUCGCACCGUGAAACUGAUCGUUCGUUAUACGUCACCAGACAGGCCGGAUGAAUUCGGCUGGACGACCUUGAAAGGAAAGAAGACGCCCCGCUGUGGAAGUGGGGAGGUUUACAUGAGGUACCAACAAGACUCUAAAAGCGAUCAAAUAGAGAUAAUCGUUACCACAGCUGUUCACGUGGUAUAUGAUGAAGAGGAAAUCAAAGAAACAACCGUGGAGUUGUUUUACGACAGAGAUUCAGACAGAUCCAGCGUCAUUCGAGCUAGGGGAGACAGGCAACGGAUGAGGAUGGAAGAAAGGGAUAAGAUGGUGUUUUAUGCUCAGCUCAGUAGACGUCACUUUCCGGAUUUAAAGGAACGUAUUAGACCGUUUAACGUGGAUUUGGGUCCGAUUUCUAACCUUGCUAUCUGCGUGUCGCACCCGCAUGGCGUUGCCAAGAGGGUCACCUUUGGGUCACUGAAAACAAAGAAAGAAUUGGAGGGACUUGAUCUAAAUCCUGGCUUGCGUGAUGACUUUCUUCCGUUUUUGAGUGACAUUGAAACAUCUCUUUUACUAUUCGAAGAAAAGAAAGUUCUCUACUACACUAUGUAUUGCUCUAAGCUCACGAAUACUAUCACUGAAACUUCCCGUCUGGGAAUUUCCCCGUCAGAGCAGAGGAGGAUUAUAAUGAAGCAUCUCGUCAACAAAGGUCUUUUAAAAUGCCCCAGCGACGACGAAGUGAUGGACAUCAAUGAGCAGCUCAAGGACCGUCUAAGAGUGACAACUGAAACAUUCUUGGAGAUGUUUGAAGACAACGAGUACAUUCUGGGAGAGAGUAACCCGGCGACCGCCCCACAAGCUGCCGCAGCAAACAGUGCACCAGAAGCUUCCGAAAACAUCCAAAUCCCUCAGUCGGUUUCUGACCAAACCUUUCAGGACAAUUUCGUCAAGCGACAGUUUGAACUGGAGAGGGAAUUCAGCUCCAAGAGGUUAGAGUUCGAGCUGGAAGGUGGACUUCCCGUCCAAGGUUGGGUUCAAUUCUAUAAUGCCAAGUACUAUCUCCCGACUUGUCCUGGAAGUUCUGGGGCGGCUGUCAUCUGUUGCUUCGAGAUGGAUGGAGAAACACACAAAAUGGCAUUGCCUCACUCCAGAAGUCCGGCCGAUAUAGGCCAAAGCCUGGAUGGAGUGCUGAUAAACCCCUUAGUAAACUUACUUAAGGUGAAGCAGUAACGCUCAUUUCAACCAUGCCCCCCCCCCUUCCCACUAUACAUC